This is a messenger RNA of Porites lobata, 13928 nucleotides long. NCBI's taxonomy places the organism in Eukaryota, Metazoa, Cnidaria, Anthozoa, Scleractinia, Poritidae. The record is from the annotation of a GenBank genome assembly.
AUGUCACAGGAUGAAGGUGUUAUUUCUACCAACGACGAUGCAAGUGCUUGCAAGAGGUAUAAAAUUACUAAAAAUAGCGCUUUCAAGUUCGCCCACCAAACAAAUCUAGUCUAGUUUAGUGAUUCAUGUUCAAAUUAUUAUUAUCAGUUAUUUGGUGGUCCAUGUUUUAUACCCACUCUAUAGUCUCUAGUCUGUGUUGUACAUACAGUCUACGUCCUAUACUCAGACCAGAGACGUUAGUCUGCAGACCCUUGAUCUGUAUUUUAUUACCGCCGGGCCUCUGAUAAAAUGUGACAAUGGGACAAGUACCCUGAGAGCAGAGGCCCUUCGAUCGACUUAUCGAGGAAGAUCGAAGGGCCUCUGCUCGCAGGGUAUGGGACAAGAGAACAUAACAAAAAGGAAAUAGGCUGGGCAUCCAAGCAGAGAAGACAACAGGACAAGUAGGCAGUUCAUUAUAAAACAAAUCAGCAAGACAAAAUAAGAAGUAGACAUGAUGAAAUAACAAGUGCACAAGAUGACUUAACAAGUAGACAAGUCAACAUAUAAAAUAGAUAUUGAGUUAUUUUUUACCACUCCAUAUUAUCUUCAGUAGGUGGUGUUGUUUUCCCUAUAGCUUUCAGCUAGUUGAGCCAUUAAAAACUGCUCAGAUCUGAAUAUGUUGCUUCAACAGACACAAAAUGGGGUUGGAGAUGUAUGUGGGUGCUCUUCACCUCUUUGCAACCUUGGGCCUUCUCUGUUUGUUUCUGUCUCUGUGACAAAUUUAUUCCAAAAAUUCUGGCCAUUUAGAAACACUGAACUCGAAUGCCCUUGGAACUUGCCUGGGUAAACAGCCAUUUUUCUUAUAAACUUUUCAAUGACUUCGCUAGUAAAAUAAUAUUGUAGCUCAAGGUGAACUCGUGGGUACCCCUCUGAGUAUGUGGUUAGGGGUUAGGGUUAGUGACAUGGAAUAAUACCCAUGUGGAAUGUAGUUAAAAUGAGACUGUAUCUGGUAGCAGAUUAAAGAUGUGUUGGUCAUUUAACGCCAUGUUUUAACUGAGGAUUGUGGCAUUACACUGGUGGCAGCAGAAAACAAAGACAAACUUCACGGAUAUCUGUGUUCAGUGGUGAAUGAUUUGUGUGUCUCUGGUUGAUGUGGAUAUUUAGACUGUGAUGCAUGCCCCUAACCAGCACAAUGAACAACCUGUGAAUUGUGAAGGACCUGUUGGUGAUCGCUGUGCCACUGUCGUGUUGGAACUAACCUGGACUUCCACCUUCUUGAGGGAACAGCACGAAGCAGAUUCUGAUCUCAAAGCUUUCAUGUUGGAUUGAAUUCUCUAGAACUAAGUGAGUGAGUGAGUGAAAACUUUAUUUACUCACGGUAAUUUUAUCAAAUAACUUUACAUAAAGCAUCUGUUCUACCUAAAAGCCGUGCAUUAUUUAACUUACAUAAAGAUAUAGAUAUGUAUCUAAAAACUAAACUAAGAAAGAUCGUACACAAUGUUAAACCUAAUGAUAAAAAACUUAAAUUAUGAGGCUUGUGUAGAUAGCAAAUACGACCUGAUCUUAGCCUUAAAUUGUUUUAAAGAAGUUUCUUCCUUUAAACUGGUAGGAAGAGAAUUCCAGAGCUUAGCGCCUGCAGUAGCAAAACUAUUCCUAAAAUAGUUUGUUCUUGCUUUUGGCACUAUUAAAUUCAUUCCAGAAGAACGAAGGUCAUAACUGAGCCGGCUUGUAUUAACGUCAAACGUCAAACUUUUGACUUUGAGGUAGUAUCGACCAGGACAUUGACAUCUGAAUGCUGAUGCACUUCUUUCCCAUAGACCCUGUGAUGUCCGUUGUUAGUGGUGUAAGGGUUGUAAGUCACAGGAAUGAGUGUCUCUUGUUGAUAUGGGUGUUCAGACUGUGAUUCAAGCUCCCUAACCGGGACAAUGAACUACCUGUGAAUUGUGAAGGAUCUGUUGGUCAUCGCUGUGCCACUGUCAUGUUGGAACCAACCUGGACUUCCACCUUCUUGAGGGAACAGCGGGAAGCAGAUUCUGAUCUCAAAUUCAUUAAUCGUUGGAAGGAAGUCAGCAAAGAGAAACUGUUGUGGGAAGAUGUGUCGCCUCAGAGUUGUGCUGUGAAGACUUUGUGGUCACAGUGGGAGUGCCUGUUUACCCGAAACAGUGUGCUUUGUCACAAAUGGGAAAGUGGCUAAGGAGAACAGACAUUUGACCUGGUUAUUCUUCUUGAAAGCCUCUGACAGACUGCUUUUGAAUCUCAUCAUACAGCUGUAGUCUUACGACUGCAAGUCAUUGCUGUGUUACUGGCCAGGACUUACUUCAGCAGUUCACAUAUUGGUCACCAGGUGCCAACCUGGGGAAGAAAGCAUCAUGCUCCUUUAAAGCAGUACGUGUAGAAGCUCCCAUGGAACGAAUCACGAUUGACAUUCUUGGCCCACUGCCAGAAACCCCUUUGAAAGAACAAAUUUAUACUGUUGGUUAGUGACUAUUAUCUACUGAGAGUUACCCAAUACCAAACCAGGAGGCCACUACUGUUGCUGAGAAGCUAGGGAGCAAGUUCAUUUGUCGUUUCUGUGUACCUCGUCAACUUCAUAGCAACCAAGGAACUAACAUUGAGUCAAAGGUGUUUGUUGAAGUCUGCAGACUUGAAGACUUUGAGAAGACUCACACCACUCCACUGCAUCCCCACUCUGACGGACAGGGACCCUGGGACCUUCACUGGAGAGAUGGAUUCCAAAAAGGCAGUUGCAGCUACCAAGCCUAAGAGAAGAGGGGAGAGAGACAUCAGAAGUGGGUUUAUCAGUUUUUAUUGACGACAGGCAGUCAGCUCCAGUUAAGGAGGGAGAGGGAGGUGAGCGUGACGAAACAGAAUCUACGGAGGGAGUCAAAGAUGAUGUUUUUCCGAAACUUCUGAAUGCUGAUCGCACUGGGGAUGAUAACAGUGACAAGCCUGAGGAUGUGAGGGAACCUGAACCUUGUGCAGAAUUGACAACUUUUGCUGUGGAUGCCCAUAACUAGGAGGGUCUCGGCUGUCAAACAGCUGAGUCGACUGUACAAGGUUUACCACGCAGUGAUUCCGGUGUUUGUAGGAGACCUUGUAGUCGACAUAGAAAGUGGGUGACUGAUUAUCCUGAAGUGUUCAGGGACUGAUAAGCAUUAUAGGACAGUCUAGGCAACUAGACAAGUACAAGUUAAUGCCAUUCAUUUCCUAAGAAUUGUUGACAUUUGGAAUGUGAUGAACAAUCAUUAGAGACUCUUAGUCCGUUGUGUUGAAUUGAUGUUGUUGUGAAUCAGUCAGAAGUGAUUUGUAAAAUAGUGGACCAGCACUGGGACAGUGCUUUAACAAGGGAGGAGUAGUGUAGCGCUAGGCAAACCCGAGGGUAUACCCCCCUGAGUACAUCACGUGACAUGGCAUAAUAGCCACGUCGGAAGUAGUUAAAAUUAGACUGUAUCUGGUAGCAGAUUAAAGAUGUGUUGUUGUUUAUCUAAUGCUGUGUUUUAACUGAGGAUUGUGGCAUUACAAUAUACCAUCUGAACUUGGUGCCCCUGGGCUUCUAACAAUGGACCCCUUGGGAAGAUGCAUUUAUUUAACCAGCUUACAAGGAGAAACUGGUAUGUUAUCUUACUUCUGGCAUUGGCUGGUAUUUCUCUACGAAGUAAGUGAUAUUCUAGGUUGAACUGAAGCUCUUGAUUUUCCUAGGGUUUAUCUUUGAAUUAGAAGUUCUUCAUAUGUUUGUCUUAGUGGAGGUUGGUUCUUUAUCAGUUGCCAGUUUACUGAUGGUUGCUGCAGUGUGUAUGUUGUGUGCCCUUGGUGUCAUUAGUGCUUCUAAGUGCAAAGUCAAGGUCACAGGUAUCACUGGGUAUUAUCUAAGAGGCCUGACCACCUAAGGACCCUAUGCUGAGGUUUGUCACACAUUCCACUCAAUAAAGUCUCCGUUUCAAAGUCCUGUCAUGCAGACCAUUUCAGACUCAAAGAAACCAGGAACUAAAUUAGAAAAAUCUAAGGCUACAUCAGAUGGCAAAAUCCUUCAAAACUGCUGUUAUUAAUUUUUAUUGAAAACCAACUGCUAACCACAAAAGAUACCAAAACCUUAAAUCCCAAGUUUUUGAGUGCAAAAACUGCAAAUUAAACUGACCUAAAAAAAAAUCUGUGAAAACAAAAAUUCUAACUUCGCCUUUUAGGCUAUGAUCUAUUAUCUUAGUCUGCAGAGGAAGUGGAGAUCAACUUGCAUCCAUUCCAGGGCUCAUUCAUUUUACUGGAUUCAACAAAUUAUUUCUUCUGACCUUGUUUGUUUCUUUCAGGUUUGCUGUUCAGCUAGGUUACUGGUCAGACAAUUAUAUUCAGCACUUCACAAGGCUUGGAGAGAGAAAGACUCCAGAAAUCAAUAGAGGUAAUGCUCUAUAUCUUACUUGAUUUUCUAUGUUGGUGAGCAAGGAUGGUGCAGUUGUGAGAGUACUCAUCUCCCACCAGUGUGGUCCGGGCUCAAAUCCUGGUGUCAACGCCAUACGUGGGUUGAGCUUGUUGUUGGUUUUCUCCCUUACUCCAAGAGGUUUUCCUCCAGGUACUGUGGUUUUCCCCUCUCCUUUAAAACCACCCUUUCCAAAUUCCAAUUUGAUUUGGAAUGCACAGACAGAUUUCAAGGAGGUAUUAAGAACUCCUCAGUGCUCCAUGCUCCAUAAUAUUAGAGUUACCUGAAAUAUUCUAACCUCCGUUAGCACAUGCCUUUUUUGGCUUUUGUUGGAGUGAAGUGACAACUGGAAAUAUGGUUGUGUUUGCACCAGGCUAGAAAUAAUCAACCUCAACCUUGCCUCUUUGCACUCUGUUAUGCAUAAGGCCCCCACACCUCUCCUGCUGUCUUCAAAGGUGUGUCUGGAUUCAGGGAUGAUAUUUUUUAUGGGGAUGGGACCCCAACCUGGAGGACUAGGAAUUGCAAUUUGUCUGGCCUUUCACCCAAAACCUGCCCAAAGUGGCUGAACCCACCAGGGUCCAAGGUCCCAACUGGUAUAGCUACCAGGUUCAUCAAGGCACCCAAUGUUAAGGCGCAAUAAUCAUGUUUAUAAAAAUUGUGUUUCUAGGUUACUAUGCUCGUGUUAAAGGAAUGCGAACUCUUUUGGACCAAUUUCUCACGCAGACGCACUGUAAAUGUCAGGUUAUCAGUCUUGGCGCUGGAUUUGAUUCCCUCUUUUGGCUGUUAAAGGUAAUGCAAAUGUCUACAUGUGAAAGCACAGGCAUCCAAAGCUCACAUUAAGAGGGUGGACAUCAGUGAGUGGGUACCACGUUACAUGCAAUCAUUGAGAUGUUGUAUGAGAAAUAAAAUACUCCUGAGAUCUGCAAAUGAUAAAUAUCAGUGUAUUUUACCUUUUGAUCAAUUAACCGAAUGAAGAAGUAUUAUCUUUGAUGUAUUUCUGCGUGUUUUGGUGUGAAUUCAUCAAUUUAGUUGGCUUUUUGGCUCCAUUACGUUAUCCCUGUAACUCUGACUGAUUGCUAGGGGUAACGCAAUAGAGCUAAAAAGUUGACCAAAUCGGUAAAUUCAUACCAAAACACACACAAAUACAUCAAAGAUAAAAUUCCUUAUCGUUUGCAGAUCUCAGUAUUUUAUUUCUCAUACAACGUCUCAACGAUCGCUUGUAACUAAUGCUAUGCUGACUCACUAGCAUCCACCCUUAUAACGUGAGCUUAGGGUGCCUGUGGUGAAAGGUGCAGUAGCCUGCAUAUAAGAGGCAUAAUUCUAAGUUUUUUUGUUUUUAUUUCAAGUAAAGGAGGAUGGCUUAUUGCCAAAGCUAUUUGUGGAGAUAGAUUUUGGAAAUGUAACCAGCAGAAAGUGUUACAGCAUAAGGCAAGUUAUCUUUUAUACCUUUACAUUAAAUAACAAUUUCUUUGUUCACAAUGUUUUUAAUAGGCAAUAUAAUGAUUCCUGUCUGUUAAUCCUAAGAGUAUUAUCAUUGGAUCAAAUUUUUCUUCCUUUUCAUUGGCCGAGAGCCCACCACAUGACCUGCAAAGAACUGUCUACAAAUAAUGGUCUGCUCAUGCGCAAUGUCGUCCGACUGUGUUUAUCUGCAAAUAACAUUCUGCUCAUGCGUAAAUGAAACAACACGUUUCUCCUUCUUGCGAUCGGUCUUGCAUGAAAAUGGCAGAUGGCUUCACUUCUCGCAGAUAUUCGUUAAAAUCCAACUUGGUGAUCGAAUGGUAGUAAACGAUUAUUGAACUUGGUUAUCACAAAAUAUUGUGAUUGAUGUCCUUGCCACUGAGAAAUCAUGAUUUUCCACUCAACCUUGUCCUGUCAUAUUAUUGUUAAUCAUCCACAAAAAUAUAAGCACAAUAUGUACUUUUUGCUUCUUUUAUUUUGUUUUUGUUCUUAGGAUCAGUUUCAAGUUUAUACUGAUAUGAUGUAGGUUUUGAAGCCCAGAUCCUGUGUGCUACAUUAAUAAAAUUUCAACUUGUUGCUGGGGUUACACAUUUUGUUUCUGUGUACUGUGUAAGCCUUUUUCGUCUCUGUCUUUAGGGCAAGGAGAAAACUUCAGGAAGUCUUUUCUCAAGAUGAUGGAUUGAAAAUUGGUUAGUUUUCAUAUAUUGAAAAAGAUAAACUAUUAAACUAAGAAAAGCCAGGAAGACUGCAUACAAGUUUUACCUCAUGAUAAUAAAAGUUAGGUUCAGCAAAUGAAACAAGCAAAAUGGAUAAAACAGUCAAAACACUUGAUUCAAUGAAUAAUUUAUGAAAAUAAACUGACCAAUAUUUCAUGGUUUUAAAAUCUACUAGUACUUAUUGUUUUGAUGAUGAAAAUGUGAAGUUUUGAUUUGCUGCCAUUUGCCAUCUAACCCUGCAACUUGCUGGAGCCAUUAAGUUCUAAUGAGUUGAACAAAAUCCAUUCAAAUUAAACGUCUUAACAGAAGCCUGUUAACUUCUAUAGCACUGUUUGCUUUUAAAAAGACCAUUUGCACAAUGGCGUCAUGUUACUACUGUGACCAGAAUCCUUUUUGUUUUUCCUUUCAUAUUUAAUUUUGGUAAUCCCGAUAAGGUUUAAAUGAAAAAAGCCUUCAUUCGGACAACUCUGCUCUCAAAGGACUUUGAUCCUAGUUAUUAAAAUGAUGUCAUUGCGAAGAUAGCCUAUUGGACCACAACUAUUUUUUUACAACUUCAAAAAUGAAGAUUGUCUUGAAUUUUGCAUCCUUAAAGAAACAAAUUAUCAUUAAAUCAAUAUUAUUUGCUUUAUUGCAGAAGGAAGUGAAGCUCACUCUAAACAUUAUCACCUACUAGCUGCUGAUCUGAGAGAUAUAAGUAUACUUGAAAGCAAAUUGAAUGAAAUUGGGAUUGAUAAAAGGUCAGUGGAGCUAGAGGUUCAGCUGCAAAUUAUUUAGAAUUGCAUGUGCAGGGCUCAAAAUAAUGGCUGGUCAAUGGAUAAUGUCCGGCCAGAAAGGCAACUUGAUGGGCCAGGAACUUCACUUGCCGGUCAUGUCGACCGGUCACAGACACUCUCAUUCUUGAACAAACAGCCAAUUCCUAACCGGUAAAUCAUAGAUUUUAUCUCAGUUAUCAUGUUCACGAAUAGAAUAUUACACAAAGUUCAGUUGACUUUUUUACCGGCCCAUCUUUUUGACCGGUCAGAAAGAGGCCUUGUCUUGAUCGAGCAAAAAUUUCAUUGCCUGGUAUUUGUGUUGCCUGUGUGCAAAAGGAGAUGUCUGGAAGCACGCAAGUAUUCCCUUCCUGCUACCAUCCAAAAAUUAUUUUGAGCCCUGAUGUGUAUGGCAAAAUUUUUGUAGUCAGCAAAGGGACUGGAUGAUCAUUGUUUUUUGCACCUUUUCACCUUGUUUAUGUCUUGCCAUUACUGUAUUUUCUCAUGCAGUCUUCAAGUUGCCCAAUGGAUGCAGCAAGUUUGGCACUAUUAUAAAGAAAAAAUAAUCAAACUUACAUGUAAUAUUGGCCCAGUUAUUCCCAGCAAUAGGUAGUGUUAAGUUUCCCUCAUUUCUAAGUGGCUUGCACUAAUGUUAGAAGUUCAAAAUCUAAGUUAACUCGCCAUUAGGGCAAGUUGACUUUUAAUUAUUCUCAUGCUGCCAGUAGUCCUACAUUAUAAAAUAUGAUGGAUUGAUCAAGUUAACCCUCUCCCCACUUAGUUAAUUGAUUGACAAAAAUGUUGUCAGUGAUUUAAGAAAUGUGAUUUUCAAAUAGACACUGCCCUUGAAUAAUCACCAUCCUUGAAAUAUUCUGCAUCAGAAACGCUAAAACUUUGAUAAACAAUGUGGUGUUUAAUCGAAUAAAAACAGUUUGUAACCUACAGGAUUAUGGUGUCUGAUAAUUUGUGUUUCAGCCUACCAACAGUGUUCAUCACUGAGUGUGUGUUGGUUUACAUGGAUCCUGAACAUUCAGCUGCCAUAAUUAAUUGGGCAGGAGCAACUUUCAAAACUGCUCUUUUUAUUAACUACGAACAGGUAAAAAGGUCAUAUUCUUAACUUCUAGUGUCUUAAAAAAGUCAACAUCAAAUAAAUUUCACUUGUCUUUUAGCCAGUUACUAUAUCUGGAUCUGUAAAAAGAAGAAACUGGAACCAAAUCUAGUGGGUAUUUUAAAACGACUAUAACUUUUUUUAUGAAAUAGAAUCCAAAGCAACCAUUGAUAUACCAAAAAAGUGGGAACUCUCUUCGUAAAUAUUCUUUAAAUACCUUUUUCUCACUUACUUCAAUCGUAAAAUUCAUAAAAAAACUAGCUCUCUUAGCCCUAACACCUGCAGCUAAUUCCUUCAGUUUUUAUCAAUUUUUUUCCAGUCUAUGCUGAAUGUAAUUAGUUUGUCAAUAGUGCUUAAAGCUUGUUACUCUGCUUUUUGCAGAUGUACUUUGAUUGAUUAUGUAUAUUACUUCCUUUUUUUGCACUAUGCACUAUUUUUUCUUUUAUUUAAUUAUUUUUUUGUGUGUGAUGUAAUAAGUUGUUAAAAUAAUGAAAUAAAAUAAGAAACACUUCUAGUGUCAGAAUAGUAUUCAAGACAUGUUUGUGUAAUAUGUAGUCUAUUUCAAAGAUUAUUUUUUCUGCUGUGGAAAUAUGGUUUAGUAAAUAAUGAAAAAUAUGCACUCAGAGCAAAGCUCAAACAACUGAGCAAGAUGUUUAGGUAAUGUCAAUAUUUUGUUUUUCAAGACCUCUUCACUGUCAGUCCAUAUUUUUUAUUAUUAACAAAAAGUUUUAAUUGCGCUUUGACCAGUCUUAAACAAAACUCAGUGGUGUGAUUCAAAAAUUAAAAACAAACCAGUUUGAAAAUUUCAACCCAGUUUAAGAAUUUUAACCUAGUUUGAAAAUUUUAAGCUAGUUUGAAAAAUUUAAACUGGUUCAAAAAAAAUGAAACCAAAAAAAAUUUGAACCAUAACAAGUAUAGUCUUAACUCUGAGUUUCACUGGAAUUAAUUAAAAUAAUAUUAUUUAUUUGUUCAUUACUUCUUUUCUUUGGUCCUUUUUUAACUUCUAACUGUUUAAAAUGGAAAUGUAAUGUAUUAUAAUUGCCUUUAUAUUCAGUUUUAAAGAACAAGCCCAUUGAAAUGUUUUGCCAAUUUCAAGAUAUAUUUUUUAAUCUAGGUUUCAUAACAAUGGUUUCUAUGUUUCUUCACAGGUGAAUAUGCAGGACAGAUUUGGUCAAGUUAUGAUCCAGAAUCUCAGAGUACGUAUCAUGUCAGUGAGGAUAGUGUGGGAUGCGUUGGAUGAUACGAUGCAUUCAGUCUGGACCCAUGUGCAUUAUAUUUUUGGAAAUGGCCAGGGGCCCUGUCCCUCCUGGCACCUUACAUGUUUCUUGUUUUGUGUUCUGUUAAAUUGUUGCAAUUAUUUUGGCUGGUCAGCCAUUUCUUAAAAAACCUCUCCGUUUUUCAUGAAGGAAAUAAUUAAAUGUUUUGUGGAGGAAUUUGUUCUUAAACAUAAGAUGUAAAACAUUAAUGUGAGUAAUCAAAGGCUAUUAUCUUCAUGUCUGUUGAAACUAUUGCAUAUUUGAUAUUUGCAUGAUAAAGACUAUAGCCUAUGAUGUCAUUUAUGUUAUCAUAUUCCCAGGGAAUGUAGCCAGACUGUUUUGCAAAAAGUGGGUUAAUUUUAUACGUUUUAUACUACUUUUGGUAGAAAAGCAGGACAACAUGGGAUCCUUCCACUUCUAAAAAUCCUAGGUGUCCAUGCCCUCAACCAUAAGUUAAACUUAAAUGUGUCAUUGCAGGGUAGAAAUUGUGAACUUCUUGGUGCAUUUGCUUGUCCAGAUCUUGAAUCACAUGUGAGUAACUAGUUCCAAACUUCACAAUCUAGCUAUUAGAGUAUCCAAACAAAAUACAUAUUACAUUUGCAUAUAUUUAACAAUUAUUCCACGAGUGCACGUUGGAUAUGAGAUGGUAGAAUCAUCUCAUAUCCAACAAGCCUGAGUGGAAUAACUGUUUUAUUAAAAACGCCCACAAAAUAUUGAUAGUUCUUCCCAACUUUAUUUGUAAAAACAACCGAUUUUCAGCUUGUUUUUAAUUUUGAGCAGACGUGUACAGUUACCAUAUUUGGAGAGCAUAGUAUAAUGGCUCAUAUACCAUGAUGGCUAAGCCAAUCAGAGCUCUAGAAUUGCAUUAUCCAAUGAUUCAGUUUUUGACAAAAUAUAAUAAAACAAAGCUUUAUUUGGGUGUCAAUGUGCUUAGCAUGAAAGUACUAAUUGUUGUCACUAUUUUGAUCUCUCACUGGAGACGGGACUGUCAUUUUAUGUGGUCAUGCGGUUGUCUAGCCGUUUGCAAGGCAAAGACGGUACCUUCAUUUCGCAGUUUUUUUAAGACCCUGAGAAUGUGCCAUUUCCGAGUUCCCCCAGGCCUCUGUAUCAAAACGAGGUUAAGUACUCAGCCUUUGAUAUGAAAAUGAUUUUUCAUUCUCAUGCAAAUAAAACUCAUUUUCACAACAAAGGUUGUGCACUUCGCCUCGUUUUGAAACCGAGGGUUUUUGGAACUUGGAAGUGGCCCAUUGGUCCGUCCCCGGAAACCAAACCCACGACAUCGCCUCUUAAGUUUAGCUGACUGAGCUAAUCCAGUCGAGGUUAAAGUCUUCAGUCAGAUCUGGAUUUUAUACACAGUAUUUUGGACACUUCAUCUAAACCUUCGCGUGGCUCGGAUGACCACGUAAAAUGGCGGUCCCGUCUCCAUUAGGAGACGUUAAAAUGAGGGCCACAAGUUUAUUAGCCUUUGGCUAUUAAGUGCUACCCUCUUUAAAUAAAGGCUAUUUUUUUUUUUUAAUCCCAAAGAUCCCAAACUUUAUGCAAUUCAUACAAACCCCUAUACCAGGCAGACACUUGGCUCUGUCACUUCAGUGCAACCAUGGACGUUAAUUUUCCAUAGGUUUUUGCUUUCUUUCUCCACUCAAUAGAGACAAAGAUUCCUGACAAAUAACUGGGAGAGAGCGGAAGUUCUUGACAUGAUGAAUGUCUACAACUGCCUACCUUUUAAUGACAGAACAAGGUUUGUUUGUUUAUGAAACCACUUUGCAUGAAUCUGAAUUUUAGUUGAUUGUAGUCGUUUAUAGUAGAAGGUAGUUUGAGUGAGAUUAAGUCUAAGAAAUUUGACCAAUAGGCCACGUCCAACAGUUAAACAUUUGCUGAGAUGUUGUGACCUUUGGCAUCUAUUACAGUUGACUUCGUCCACAUGCUUUGUAACUAUUUUAAUUUGUAAUGACAAACAUGUUAAUUUAGUGAUUUAAAUUAUUGUAGUCACUGUUAAUAUUAACCCAGUAUGAUCUUAACAUCUCUCAGAAUCUGUCGACAUUGUCCCAUUCUCCCAAUGUUUCAGGGGCACCCAACGUCAAUUUUUGGAAAAUAUCUGUUCGGAAGACGAUUUGAGCUCCAGAAGUUUUGGAACAUUUGUUGUAAAAUUUCUUGCUUGCCUGCCUCUCCUAGGAUUUUCGAACAUCCAAAAAAUGGUAUAAUUGCCCAUUUUUAACGGAUUUUUUACCCUAAAAAAGUCACCUAGAAUAUUCGGAAACCUUUUUUCUUGCUGAAAUUUUCGAAAAGGUAAGUUUUGAUGCCUAUAAUUUUCGGAUCACUAGACUUUCAGCUAGGAUAUCCGAACAGAUGAAAUAUGAAAAAAAAAAAAAAAUAUGCCUAUAUUUACCGCUUAAAUACUAAAAUAUGUUUAACAAUGCUAUGUUCAAGUGAUUUUGAACUAUAUUCUCGUUGGGUGCCCCUCAUGUUUUGACAGUAUGGUGACUACCCUGGGUUUAAGGUAACUGUAUUGCAUCAGCAGAAAAAGUAUGCCAAAAGGCUUAUAAACUGCAUCUCGUUCCUUUUUUCAUCAUAAAAUUGCCAGCUAUUUCAGGGUUCAGUUUCACCUUUCCAUUUAUUUUUAUUUUCAAACAGAAUAGAGAGAAUCGAAUUUCUUGACGAAGUUGAUCUUCUACACCAGUUGCUUUCUCAUUAUUGUAUCGCUUGGGCAGUGAAUGAUGCUUCACAGCUUGGUGAGUAUUUUUCCAUUUAUUGUUCUUGUUCCCUCUACACACGCUGAUUCUAUCUUUGCUGGGUGAUUAUGGGAGAAUGCGUUAUCACAGUGAUCUGAUUCGGCUGUCUUCCACCAAAGGAGCACUGUGGAAUUCCAAGAUCGGAAUUAGUUAAUACUUAAGUUAAACCUCGUUUUUGUUUAAUGUUUCUUUUGCGUUAAUUUUCUUCGUUCUUUCUCUUAGUUCUACAAUUACAGGUUUUUCAAGUGCCAUAACCACGUUAAACAAAGUCAAUAUCUUUUAUCAUCAUUGUCAUUGUUAUUAUCAUUAUUAUUGUUGUUGUUGCUGUUGUUGUUGUUGUUACUUGCUGCUCCGAAAGUGAAAAGGAAGUUAUAUCAGUAAUCAAAUGCAAAAGAAUCGCGGUGCAUAGUGGCCGCCGGAGUGCAGCGUAGUACGUUACUCUUCUGAUCACGAAACACGGUUAUAACGAUGAAGAGGUUGACGACAAGCCUAAAUUUCUCGUGCGUUUUUGAACAUAAAUGUCUUUUAAAAUUUUGUUCAUUACAAGAAAACCUGAUAAUACGUUGUGUGUUCUCUAGGUUUGUCAAGCAUUGCUUUUUGAGAGGAGUUACAAGCUGUAAUGAAAAUGGCAAAACGUUGAGCCUUGUUCAUGCUUGAAGUUUGUUCACUGCUGAAGUGCUUUGAAACCUUAAAGCCUUAGUACAUGAAGCACAGACAUACCAGUCAUUGUUCGAGUAGUACAUGGUGUAUGGUUGUGUACAUUUCUUAUUCCACUGGUUACAACUAUAUACCCCUAAAUGACUCAGACCGACAGUCUGAAUCAUGUUCAAUAAAGCAAGUAAGGAAAGCAGUGUGAUAAAUGAAUUGUUGUUAUUUAAGGUGGCUGAACACAGUUUUGGCAGUUUUUGAUUAUAUGUCAUUUGCCAAAUCAUGGCAAGAGAAAGGUUGCUGCUCACAAGCUGAAACUUGGCAAGUGAAAAGUGUACUGAUAAAACAUUUUGAUUGACAGGUAAAAAUUGACGUUUUCGUAGUUUCCAUGGCAACAUGAACGAUUGAAUCCAACCUUAAAUUUUCACUUUUUCUCAGUUUACAUAAAACUUGCUCAUUAGAUUUUCCUAUUAACUUGCACACAGCUUACUAUAAUUAAUCAUCACCAUUUGAAACUUAUUUGACCAAAUUUUAACAGACGGGUUUUUAGAUAAUCAAUAAUUUAAUUGUACUGUAAUUAUUAAAUGUGUCAAAAAAUUCGUCUGUUCAACUUCCAUUUUAAAGUUCUCAUUACUUAAAAUACAAUGAAAGGAAAGAUUCUGCCAAAUAUCACAAAAUUCUAAUGAGUAGAUUUUGAGAAAUCGUCUUCUGUGUACCAUUGCUUUUUCGCCGCCAUGUUUGUUUGUCUAAUUUAAAACACGCGCCGUCACGCAAGUUACCGCUGACCAUCCGCAAAACUGUGUUCAGCCACCUUAAUAGUGAGUAACUUCGAAUUUGGCACAAGCUACUCUGAUUCUUAUUAUAAUUAAAAACGAUGAGG